Molecule: messenger RNA, 3375 nt
Organism: Symbiodinium necroappetens
Lineage: Eukaryota; Dinophyceae; Suessiales; Symbiodiniaceae
Source: the annotation of a GenBank genome assembly
AUGGUCUUCUACGUCUUGGUGGCCGGAUUGCAGGCACGACCUACACCAUCUGAUUCUGUCGGCGUUUUCGAGCAUCUGCCGGGAGGAGAGGCCAACUUGGCUCCCCUGCCCGGGCAAGAGAAAGAGCAGAAGACCGUCGUUGACGUCCUUGAGGUACGUGCCACCAAGUUCUUCCGUGCAGUAGGAGCUGGCGCCGGCCUGGAGGAUGGCGCUUUGAGUGCAUUUGAGGCACCCUUGGUCCAAAGCAUGAUUGCCUGCUGGUACUUCAGGUGGGAUGCGACAGUGUCGGGCAGCAACCAGGGCGGCCAGUUCCGAGGGUUCCUUCUCUUGCCCUUCUCUCGAGGGCAAGUGCGCCCCUGGCUCGGGCAGCAGUGGCUUCUACACCGCUGGGCACCCAGCUUUGUAGUCAUUCUCCUGUGCCGCGACCAGGCAGCAGCAGAUGCCUUGUACAAGGCAAACCACGGGAGGCUCUUCAUCUCAGGUCAGGAGUCGCAGAGCAGCAGCGCUGGCAAGGCCGAAUCUCGAAGCGCGGGUGCAUGCUGCUACUUGACAUUUCUGGAGGCUAUCGUCUACGACUUCAACUCUGGCGACCCCAGUGAUCAGAUGCAACCGAAUUUGGCGAGGGCGGACUCGGACGAGACGGAUGAACACCUCCGGAACAUCAUACCCAGCACCGCCUACGACGAACUGCCUUCGUGUCCGGUCUGCAUCGAGCGCAUCGAUGUUUCCGGCACAGGUAUGGUCACGCAUAGCCACGGCUGGAUAUCUGACGAUGCGCAAAAUGGCCGCCCGCCCACCUGUCGGGCCUGCGCGGUCAUCGCGACGCGUCCAGCUACUGACCGGCCUGUCGCUUGGGUCGUAGGCCACCGAAACGCGGGCUAUCAUGCACCUGCUGCCCCAAGGACCUUUGGGUAUGCCUCAUCUGUGGCCACCUGGGAUGUGGAAGAUACCAAGAUGCCCAUGCGAAGGAUCAUGCAACAGACCGGCGUCAUCGCUUCUGCCAGCUUCCAGCUGGCCACUGGCCGGAUCUGGGACUACGAGUGUGAUGUUUUCGUUCACCGCAGGCUGGUGCAACAAGCCGCGGCUUCCGGUGGUUGGCGCUGCCAGCUCCAGCCGCCGGAAGCCUGGCAAGACACCGCAGUACAUCAGCGGCGAAGCGGCCUCCUCUGGAUCAAAGGCCGAGCUGUGACCCACACGCAGACUGCAGUCAGCUCCGAUUCUGCUCCCUCCCGCUGCCAGCAGCAUCUGCUCUCCAUGGAGCUGGAUGCGAUCCUGGCAUCCCAGCUCGACUAUCAGCGGUCGCUCUACGAGGCUCAGCUGACGGAGCUGCACCAACAGCACGGCGAAAUCGUGGAAGGGCUCAAAGAAGCCCGAGAGGCCGAAGAGCUUCGAGCACAGAAUUGGCAAGUCAGCGUCCCAGAGGGCCCUCAGAGAAUUGCAGCGAUCUUUCUGAAGAGCGCUUGUCGAAAGGCGGAGAUCGAAGCUGCUGAGAAGCAUAAGAAGGUGCUUGAGAAGCAGCUUGUGACGGCGCAGCGCAACUUGACAGAAGCUCAGGAGCUGAACCAAUCCCUGCUGGCAAAUCGACGGGACAUGGCAAAGCUGGGCCCUGAGUUGCGGAAGGAGCUGAACUGGUCCCUGUUUCUGCUGCACUUUAAGCCUCAGGCAGAGUCUUCUUCCCGGCCGGCCAAGGGGGAGAGAGCAGUCAAGGCGGAAGACCCGCUGCUCCUGCGCCUUCGUGAGCAGGUCAUUGACGCUUGUUCUGUCGACGUCCCUGCGCUCCCAGAUACCAAAAGAUGCACUGAAACUGAUUCGGCGUUUCUCCCGAGCUGCAGAGCUGCGCAAGCAGCCAUGGACUCUGAGGUGACUUCGAGACCUGGAUGGCUCCGGGAAGAGGAUGCGGCCUUGAUCGAGGAAGAUGCAGAGAGAAAUGCAGAGCAGGCAGAGAGAAACGCUUCCAUGCGAUCUCUUCUCAGAAAACGCCGGGAAGAGCCGCGCGAAGAACAAGCCGCGGCAGCUCCCGAGGCGUUUAUGGGUGUCACCAACGCGAAAAGCGUCCCCUCGAGAAGGGCAGUGGCCGACGAGGGCCAACCACCAUGGUUCGUUCCACGGCCCCACAUCGACAAUGCGGUUCUCCGCUUGCACGAGGAGAUCUUAGACUUCGUCGACUUCAUGCAGCAUACUCAAGAGGAGGUGCAUGCCCGGCGAAGAUGGGUGCAGACCAUCAAGGACACCUGCAAGGCUUUGUGGCCAGGCUGCAAGGUCUCGGUUUUUGGAUCCUUCUUCACCGGCCUCUCCCUGCCCAAUGGAGAUGUGGAUGUCGCAGUCACCGAUGUCGCGUGCAAGACAGGUACUGCGAUGAAGAUGCUGGCGGAUCAGCUACUCUCCAAGGGAGAGAUUAGCUGGUUGGAAAUCAUCGAGACAGCGAAGGUGCCGGUGAUCAAGGUUCGGUCGCAGUCAUGUGGCCUUCGUGCCGAUGUGGUCUUCAGUCAGCCGGAUGGCAUGGACUCCUCCAAGUUCAUCCGCUCCAAGCUGAAGGAGUAUCCGCAGAUGAAGCCAUUGCUUCUAUUCCUGAAGUACUUCCUUCUCCAGCGAGGGCUCCACGAGACAUACACAGGUGGUAUGGGCUCCUACCUCCUCUGCAACGUGGUUCUUCAUUUCCUCCAGAGGCAUCCGUCAUCCCGGAGUGCCCGCCAGUAUGCCGGAACUUCGUUGGGACACCUGCUCUUCGACUUCCUGAAGUACUAUGGGCAGGAGUUCAACUACAAGGAUCAGGGCAUCUCGGUUCUCGAUGGCGGAUCGACCUUCGCGAAGGCUGGCCGUUUCCCCGAGAGGAAGCAGCGAGGCCCGCACGACAGUUGGGGACCAAAAGUGCAACUGUGCCUGGAGUCCCCUCUGGCUCCGGACAUGGACUUGGGUGGGGCUUGCUUUCGCAUGCCCGUCCUGCGGAAUCUCUUCCAUCAUGGGUUUCACUGUAUUUGCCACCUCUUCGUGUCUCGUUCGCCACCGGAGGUGUCGAUGCUCUGCCCCUUGCUGAUAGACCCAGCGCAUCCGGUCAUCACGGACCGGUUCAAGCUAAUGUCCGAGCAGCCGGCAGCCCUUCCGGGAAUGAAGCGGAAGGUCUCCCAGGCAGAGAUCCUGGUGGAAACGACCACCGCCCCGAAGAAGGCUGCGAAGCCGACAAGUUUAGCAGCGAUGAAUGACGAGGCCGAAAAACUGGUGGAGUCCACGACGGCCCCGAAGAAGGUGCUUGCAACAUCUGGGCAAGGCUCUCUUGUGCUGUUCAACACAGCAGGAGCAGGUGGGGCAGGAGGACUGAGGAGGAGCAGGAGAGGCAGUAUAGCAGCUAUGGAGGAGGAGGCAUCCCUACACCCCUAA